AUGUUACUUUUAGGAAACAAUCCUUGCCAGGAUAGCAUCGAGAUCAAAGAGUUGAGCUCUGGGGAUCGCACAAUCAAUUACAAUUCUUCCACGGAUAAGUGCGACUCAAGAGACUCUGAGAUUGGUAAUGAUUGGUCAAAAUGGUACAAAAUAACUGGCAACGCGGGGAACGCCCUCCGAGUGAAUGCUCCACCUAGAUAUAGAUGCGGUGGAAAAGUCCAAGGUUACCUUAUAGAAAACCAUCCCGUACCUAGUGAUGGUGUGGUUAACUUACAACUGUGUAUUCAAAAUCCAUCAGAACUAUGUUACCGCCGAAAAGAGAUAAGUGUCGUAAACUGUGGUUCAUUUUACCUGUAUCAACUUCAAAAAGUAAGAAAUAACUGUGACCUUACUUGGCGUUACUGUACGAACGGUAGAGGUAAGCAUUUACCAAUUAAGUGUAAUCAUAAUCAUAAUGAUGAUCUUGAUCAUAAUCAUGACGUUGUCUCUCUAUUGAGAAUUACUGACAUACCCUAUAAAUGCAGAGACCAGCUCCCUGGGAGAUAACGCGAGGGUACCCCCCCAGCAGAGGCUACAUUUUCGCUGUGUGAGCUGGCGUGCGAAAAGUAGCCUCUGCCUACAACCGUUCAAUUUUCUAUCGUGCAUGCGCGAAAUUCGUCACGCAAUUCCCAAGCAAAAUUAAUCGUCAGGUCCGUCGUCAAAUGGCGCGAGUUUUGCGGGAAUAAAAAAAAGUAACGACAACCCUGAUCUGCUACGCAAGACUCACGCAAUGCGCUAAACCAGUAAAGAACAGGAAAAAGCCCGUUUUUUUCAUUUAUUCGUCCAGAUUUCAGGGCGGAUUUGAACGGUUGUCGGCAGAGGCUACUUUUCGUACGCCAGCUCACAAAGCGAAAAUGUAGCCUCUGCUCGCAGGGUAACGCAGGGGUGGAGUGGGGGAUAGAAUAGCAAAGGCGCAUCUGUUUCUUAGCCUAGGUCACCUAGAAGUACUGCUUAUCUCAACGUAAAAGGCGGGAUAACAGUUUUUGAAUCAAUUUAGGUUUCUGGGAAACUGCCCACCUACCCCUCCCCUAAGCUGACAUAAACACUUACUUCUCACCUAGGGCAAAAUAAUGGCUUACGGGAGGGGUAGGUGGGCAGUUUCCUAGAAACCUAAAUUGAUCCCAGUUUUCAACAAGUAUGAAUAGGGGCUAUAACACGCCAUUUGCUUUUACUUAAAGAAAAAUGGAGGUCACGUGACCAAGGCUUAAAACUAUGUGGUCUUUUGACUUAAACGAGCAUGUUCUCAACCAGCUACUCAUUGCAGAUUAAUGGAAGGAAAGAUUUCCAUAUAGGACUUUUUUGUCCUUGUUGGAUAUGAUCCGUCAACGACAACGCAAUCGUAAGAAAUUUCACUCUUCGAAGCUUUUCAAUGAUUGGCUACCCACUUGAAGGGAACUAGUUUGCAUAAGAUCACCUUUGGUUAUAGAACCACGCUUGACCUAUAGUCAAUGCAAGCAUAUCAUUCUCAUUACAGUGUAACUGGGCCAAUAAACUAAACGUUACUGAUCAUUUUCACUCCUUCUAAGCCUUGAAAGUUGAUCUAAAGUUUGUGAACGUAGAAGCUGAGGACUCGUAGCCUUUAUUAUAACCCUGGCGAGGUACAGGGAGGCUAUCUUUGUCGACGAAAGUACCAUUGAUUUCCCUAUUUUUCUCCCAUUUUCUCAAUCCUGAGUUUCCUAUUUUCCUAUUUUUUUGAACAACCAUGUCGCUGGACACCCUGCUCUUGGCAAACGUUCUUAGGGCUUCGUCACGCUUUCCUUCGCCUCGAACGUCUGCUGAAACAAGCAACCACUUCCGUUCGUAGAUACGGACGGAUCAAACAGAAACCAUGGUCCUAUUUUUAUCAGUAAGGUAAAAAGCGCUGUUGUGCCUCUUGGCGGCACAUCUAGCGGAUUCUUUCCUUUUCAGAUGAUGUUGAAUCUCCUUGUCAAGGUAGGGUAUUUGAGUCCCUGACUCUCAGCUUAAAUAAUAUCCAAAAGGGCGGAUUUCAGCUAGACGAGCAAGCAUCAACACCCUAGUUACAAGAAACGCUAUUCGCAAUAGCUGAGCUCUGUAUAAUGUGCAGCUUGAGGCUCUCAAAGUCAGCUGAUUUGAAAUUGUAAGCAUAUGCGAGCGGCGUUUUCUCACCCGACUAGGUCUGGCUACAAAGUCAAAUUAAUACUGAUGAAUAUUUUGGGGAGAGGCUUAUCGCGAAAAAUGUUACACGGAUGACCUACGAGUGUCGAUUUCCCUUACAGUAAAUGAUUUGCUUUCGCGUCAUAAUCAGUCAAUGCCAACGAAGGAAACUGACUGCUCGUUUCAGCAGACUUUCGUGGGCAAGGAGCACGUGACAAAGCCCUUAGAAUUUCUGCGUGGGAGGCUAGACUGCAUUGCAUCCUGGAAAAUGACCAGAAUUGUUGUUAGCGUUCGCACCCCCACUUCUGUCAACAAGUCCACAGCUCACGGAAAUUUCGCGCUUAUUGUGAUCUUCAAUGGUCGCAAGUUCCAAAAUAUGCGAGAGUCAUCAGUAGUCGAGUCCUAAAGCUACUUCGUUUCGGAGCGGCCGUUUUUCCACGAGCAAACGACUCUUAGCUACCGUCACGCUUAAUGAUGCUCAUCAGGCAGGGAGCUAUUAAAAGUGAAAAAUGGCUGUGUACCACUUUCCAUGGUAACCCCAAAUAAGGAGUCACUAAAUCCUAUAGAUUGUUUCUAUAGACAAAAAAAAAAUCACUCGAAACCGUAAAAAGUCUCGGGCGUCAAUGGGUUAAAGUGUCUUCGCAUCAGAUGAAUUCCAGAGAUUGUCAUGCACCUUAUUCCAAUUCAAACGGGCGCUCAAGUUAAUAUAGUUGUCAGAGGUAUGGCCAAAAUAAGCCUGUUUAACUGUAGUUUUUAAUUUUCAAUGUUGCAGAACCGAGCCCAUGUAUGGACGGAAACUGUCCUAAUGGGCAGAGCUGUGUGUUAACAGAUAAUGGUUAUCAAAAAACGUGUGUCAGUGGUGAGUAUAUACCGUAAAAUUCCGAAAAUAAGCCCUUCCAUGUAUAAGCCCCUCCAAAUAUAAGCCCCCCAAACCGGUGACGUAAAAAAGCCUCCGUUAAAUCGCCCCUCCAAAUAUAAGCCCCCCGGGGGCUUGUACUUGGAACAUUGCCCUCAAAUACAAAGUAAAACAACAGAAAAACGGUAAAUUUACUUCCAACUAUAAGGCUAGCCCAAUCGAUUUGUAAACGCAAAUUUCCCUCCGUAGAUAAGCCCCUCCAAAUAUAAGCCUCUCCAAAAAUAAGCCCCUCAAAAAGGGCCUUUGAAAAAUAUAAGCCUAGGGGCUUAUUUUCAGAAUUUUACGGUAUUUAUGAUGAUAACGAUAAUGAUAAUGAUAAUGAUAACGAUAAUGAUAGUGACAGUGACAAUGACAGUGAUAUUGAUGGCGAUGGUAAUAGCGAUCAUGAAAAUGAUAAUGAUAAUAAAAAUGAUAAUGAUAAUAGGGACUACAGCAAAAACUACGGAAGGUUCUAGUACUGUGAUCGGAACUAACUUUUUUUCACCACCCGUUAAUGCUUCAAGUCAGAGAGUUUAAGAUACCACGACGGCUACAGCGGUGAAAUCGUCGCUUAAAAGUGUAUUCGCGUUGUUUUAUUCUUUAUCGCAAUUUUUCCAACUCGCUUGCUUUGUGAAAUGUUGGCGAACUCUUCUGAGGUUGAAGCCGUGAAGCGAUCCCCCACGGCAACGAAAUGUUAAAAAAAACAACAACAACAACAACAGCAUUGAUAAAAAAGGGUGAUGCAUGGACAUAUUUAAGGCUUGCUUGGGUUUUAUUAGCCUUAUCUUAUUCACACCACUAGGUGAGAUGAUAUCCCCUAUGAAAUAUGAUCUUUCCCGUCAAUUGUAUUUUGCGUAUUUGGCUGUAAUUUUCACUUGGGUGUUGCGCUUGACACCGAAUUUGGGGCUCAUGAUCGAAAAAAUGCAGCCUUCAGAAAUUUCUGUGUAUAACGUGAUUGACACAAUGACGUCAUCUGGCGUCAUUAUAACGUCAUAUAUUUUUUAAAUUUAUUGGCAGAAUCCAAAUUUCCUUCAAAGUACAUGUAACUGAUUUUUUGAAAACCAACCUAACGAAAUUUGCAGUUAUUUGAGUGAAAAGGCGUCAAAAAGGAAUGUUUGUUAACUCUAAGAAGCUCCAAAAUCACGGUAACAAAGGAAAAAGAAAGGAGAAAAAGAAAGAGCGAGGAGUAGGAAAGGAGGAGAAGAGAAAAAAAAAGAAAGAAACAAAAAAAACAGUAGUUGCACUAAUGGCUACUUUGGCCGAAAAAAAAAAAAUAGUUAGACGCAAAAGGUCCAUUUGGCGGUAACGUUAUCAAUAAUCCGGCUAGAUAUAUUAGGCCGAAAAUACUCAAAAAGUAAGGUGUUUGAUAAAAUCAACAAGUUGGCUAGCAUAUAAAUAACCUUUAACAACAGCAGUGAUGUCAUUAAGGCUUAAGAAACUUAUUAUAAGAGAUUAAACCUUUUAGCAUUUCUAUCUUGCAAGUCGGCCUAUCAUCAAAUGCAUAUCAAUAAUGCAAAUUGAAAUUAAUUCAGUGAACUUUCGCUUAUUUACCUGAGUCCUGGCUUUAGUAAGCACUGACUCCGAUGUAUAAAACCUUUCCAUAGAGUAUCGGCAUUUGUAAUCGCAUACAUUGACUAGUUUUAACGAAUAACAAACUGUAUCAAAAAUACCCCUUUAAGAUCAAGUGAAGUAAGUAUAAGACAGACGUAUAAGACAAUGCAGUAGAAAACCAAGCCUUUAACUGAUCAUCAACAAAUGCAAGUUAUACAGUCGUCCUUUAACUUACAAAUAUUAAGUAAAUAUACAUAUUUUUCACAGAUUUUUUAGCAGGUUCUUCAACAGGGGCCCCAGCAAAUUCUUCAGGUGAGUUUCCGAGAUUUUAGAUUUAGAUUUGAGAUUCUUAUCACUGAAUAAAAAAAGAAAAUGAACAGAAACGGAGAAAUGAAUAAUUAAGUAAGGUUUAUGUUAGUCCCCUGGAGUUUGGUUUAGUUUGUAUUAUCGUGGGAUAUUUUAACUCCUCGUCUCUAGCAAGUUAUUAAAAAUUAUUGCAGCAUAAAGAACGGAACCUUUACUUGGUUAUCAACUACCGUAAAAUUCCGAAAAUAAGCCCCUUCAUGUAUAAGCCCCUCCAAAUAUAAGCCCCCUAAGCACCCUCCGUUUAAUCGCUUCCCUGAAUAUAAGCCCCCCGGGGGCUUGCACUUGGAAAUUGCCCUCAAAUACAAACUAAUUACAAAAUAAAGCAAAAACGGUCAAUUUCCUUCCAACUAUAAGGCUAGCUUAAUCGAUUUUGAAACGCAAAUUUCCCUCCAUAGAUAAGCCCCUCAAAAAGGGCCUUUGAAAAAUAUAAGCCCCGGGGCUUAUUUUCGGAAUGUGACGGUAUAUGACAAGUACAUCCUUAAAGGCAGAUAUGAGUAACUAUACUAUCUUUCACAGAUUCCUCAACAGGGUCUUCCACAAGCUCCCCAGGAAGUUCUUCAGGUGAGUUUCUGAGAUUUCAGAUUAAGAUUUAAGAUUUUAAACAUUGAAUAAAAAGGACGAAAGGAAUUAACCUUUUCAAAUAUUAAAAAAAUUUAAAACUUAGGGUAAUUCUCUUAGAUAGAAAGAAGUAAAUACACUAACGUUCAUCGGUUUCUCAACAGAAACUUCCACAGGCGCCCCAGCAAUAUACUCAGGUGAAGCUUUAAGAUUGUCCACGCUUUUUAACAAUGGAUCCGAAUGAUAAAAAGAAAAAAUAGAACCCUUUCUUCCAGUUUUCUGGCAAUUAUGGUGUGGAAUUGACGUCAUUUUUUGCAUCUCGUAAACUUCUUCCAAAUUUGGUCAACAGUGGCUGGUUAUGAUGAAUUAUCCGUGAGAAUUUAGCCAAUCAGCAACGGAGAAUUGAAUAAUAGUAAGGUUUAUUUUAUACCCCUCGAGUGGAAUUAUAACGGUUAAUCUCUUAUUGAACGGUUUAAUUUGUAUCAUCGUGGGAUAUUUUUACUUGUUGUCUCUGGCUCUAGCCAUGUCAGUUAUCAAAAAUUAUUGCAGCAUAACGAACAAAACCUUUACUUGAUUAUCAACUAUAUCACAAGUACAUCCUUAAAGGCAGAUAGAAGUAAAUAUACUUAUCUUUCACAGGUUCCUCAACAGGCUCUUCCACAAGCUCCCCAGGAAGUUCUUCAAGUGAGUUUCUGGGAUUUUAGAUUAACAUUUAAGUUUUUGAACAUUGAUCUGAAUAAAAAGGGCAAAUGGAACCUUUUCAAAAAUUAGAAAAAAAUGUCAAACUUAGAGUACCUCUUAAGUUAGAAAGAAGUGAAUAUACUAACGUUCAUCGGUUUCUCAACAGAAACUUCCACAGCCGCCCCGGCAAGUUCCUCAGGUGAGGUGUAAGAUUGUCCACGCUUUUUAACAUUGAAACCGAAUGACAAAAAACUUUUAUUCAUCGUUUUAAAAACUGCAUCAAAAAGUAUAUAUUUUGUAGAUAAAACAAUUUAAAGAGAGAAUAGUUCUCUAUUGUGAAAAUAUAUAGUUUUAUGUUUGACAAAGGUUCCUCAAGUGGAAUUUUCCCAACCGCUACUUCUUCAGGUGAUUCAUUAUAAGUAUUUUUAGAGCUUAAUGCAACAUUGCAACAAAAUUAUUAAAAACGCUCAAAACAUAUUUAAAAAGCUGAAAAGAAAAGAAAUGAUUCUGCUAAUUUUGUCUCAACAGGAACCUCCACAACCGCAAGAUCAAGUUCUUCAGGUUAAGUGUAUUCAAUAUUACACGAAAAUGAUCAAAGUCAUUAAUCAGAUUAUAAAGCAUAUGAAGGAAAUAAACUUCUUUAAAGAUGGGAAAAAUACUUUUUUGCGCGUCCAACUAAAUUCAAGAAAGAAUGAAAUAUGUGUUGCGUGUCUGCAGCAAGCUCUGCUUUUCGAAUAAAAAAUUCACGGUACAACGAUGUUGGCAUAAUUUUCUACACAAGUAACUUUUAAUAGAAAUGUCUAAAAUGCGCUAGCGUGCCCAUGUGACGGUAAACACUUCAUAAGAAUACAUUCGACAAAGAUGGGGACAGAUAAAACGCCCGCUGAAGGCUGGUUUCCACUGGCGAGGGAGUUGAAGUCGAAUUCUUAAGCGGAGUCGAAAGAGGGAUUAUGACCCAGUGAAAAUCAAAAAUGGGAGUCGUUAGCGGAGUUAUGAGCGCGACGGAAUCGGAGUCAGAAGAAUAACAACGUUUCUUCCGACCUCAUCUUUACAUUACACUUAUGAUCUAGUGAAAACCAGAUUGUCGGAGUCGGAAGCAGAAGCGGAAAGAUAAACCAAUCACAAUGCACGUUCCCACGCUCUGUGAUCGGUUUCUGGUUUUUCUGCUUCUGCUUUCGACUCCUACCAUCUGGUUUUCACUAGACCAUGAACGUUACGUAAGCGACGGAGUCAUAAGCGGAAUCGGAACACUGUUUUCACUAGAUCAUAAGAUCUACGCUUCUGAUCCCGACUCCGACUCCGACUCCGACUCCGUCGCUAGUGAAAACAAG
Messenger RNA from Porites evermanni, 7536 nucleotides. The record is from the annotation of a GenBank genome assembly. NCBI's taxonomy places the organism in Eukaryota, Metazoa, Cnidaria, Anthozoa, Scleractinia, Poritidae.